Messenger RNA from Colletotrichum truncatum, 1986 nucleotides. Its product is annotated as peptidase family m28 family. The record is from RefSeq and is a predicted model, not a curated record. NCBI's taxonomy places the organism in Eukaryota, Fungi, Ascomycota, Sordariomycetes, Glomerellales, Glomerellaceae. Gene Ontology annotation, biological process: carbohydrate metabolic process.
AUGAUGGUGCGUUUCUUAUGCUGCCUCGCGCUGCUCUCACCGUUCCUGGCCGCCGCCGCCGCCGCCGCCGAUCCGGCCCGGCCUUGGGAGGCCUACAUCAAGAGCCCUUCCUCACGCAAUGUUCUGCCAAAGCAGAUCCACGCCAUCUCGGGUGAGGCAGAGGUGACGUCCGCCGCAGAUGGGUCGUACGUCCUGUCUCUCGAAAAGGGCGGCCAGGUAUCGCUCAAUUUCGGCUACGUCGGGGGUCUCCUCUCGAUGCGUACCGAGACGGAAUCCGAAGGAGAACCGCACUUUUCUCUCGCCUUCGCCGAGUCGCCGUCCUUCGUGCGCGCCAUCUCCGACGACACGGGUGCCGUCCCGACGCAAGACUAUGACAAGGCGCUCAACGUGACGGUGCCGUUGGGCGAGUUCUCGUACACGAUGCCGACGGAGCGGUUCCGAGGCGGCUUCAAGUUCGUCACGAUCCACGCGUUCGAGCCCGUCACCAUUUCCGGCAUCGUCUGCCACCUCGGCUACUCACCUUCUCAGCAAGACCCCAGCGUGUACUCGGGCCACUUCUACACUCCCGACGACGACGUUCUCGUCCGCGCGUGGUAUGCCGGUGUCUUUACGGCGCAGACCAACAUCGCCCCGCCCAACACCAGCCGCUGGCUGCCGCAGGUCAAAGACGGAUGGGCUUACAACGCCACCCUGGGCGCAGAGGGCCCCAUGCUCCUCGACGGCGCGAAGCGGGACCGGGCCGUGUGGCCCGGCGACCUGGGCAUCGCCGGCACCACGGCGUACCUCGGCCUCGGCGACGUCGGGUUGGAGUCGGUGUACUAUGCGCUGGAGACCAUGUUCAUCUACCAGAAUACCACGACGGGUGCUCUUCCGUUCGCGGGGCCGACGACCGGCUCGUGGCGGCGCGGCGCCCGCAGCGACACCUAUCACGCCUGGACGCUGAUCGCGUGCUUCAACUAUGCCAUCUUCACCACCGACACGGCUUGGGUGGACUCGCGAUGGAGCAACAUCUCCGCAGGCGUGGAAUACAUCAUACGCGCGCUCGACAACGACGUGGGACUCGCGCAGCAGGUUGAACCGAACGAUUGGGCGCGGCUCGGCGGCGGUGGUUACAACAGCGCCCUCAACGCCCUAAACUACCACACGCUCGCCGUGCUUUCUUCCUUGGCCCUCGACACUGGCCGCGAGUCCGAGGCGAAAACCUGGUCGGCCGCCGCCGCGAGGUUGAAGGAAGCAUACAACACCGUCCUCUGGGAUGAAUCAGUUUCUCUGUACCGCGACAACCAGACUUCCGCCGGUGCCCUGCUCUUCCCUCAAGACGGUAAUGCGCUCGCGCUGUACUACAACCUCACGCUCUCCGCAUCGCAGGCCUCGGCCGUCUCGGCCGCGCUGACCAGAAACUGGAACGACAUCGGACCCGUGACGCCUGAAUUGCCCGAUACCAUUUCCCCCUUCAUCUCGAGCGUCGAGGUCCUGGCUCACUACACGGCGAACAAGCCCCGUCGCGCGCUGAGACUGAUGCGGCGGACUUGGGGGUACAUGCUCGACUCGCCGCUGAUGACGGGCGAGACGCUCGUGGAGGGCAUGAGUGCCAACGGGUCCUUGUACUACCGUUCAAAGCGGGGAUACAACUUCGACGCAGCAUACACUUCGCUCUCGCACAGCUGGUCUACCGGACCUACCCAGGCGCUUAGUUUCAAGGCCGUUGGGUUGGAACUUGUCGGGUGGAAGAAGUGGGUUUUUAAGCCUGCGCUGGGUGACUUGAAGAGCGCGAGAGCAGGAUGGACAGGCGGCGGAGGUGAAUUUGGAGCGGUUGUUGAGCUUAAGGAUGAUGUGCUUGAGGCCGAACUCACGACUCCCGAGGGUACCAAGGGAACAAUUGAUGUUCCGUGCGAUGUUUUGUUGGUUGAUGGAGAGAAAUCGACUGGAGUGGUGGAGGGAGGCAAAAAGAAGGUUAGAGGUGAAAAGUGUCGACUUGGCUGUUGA